GCUACCCCUCCCCAUCUUACCGUCGCAUAAUGUCUAGAUGAACCCUCUCGAUGUAUUGUCAAUCUUCGGUAACGUAAAGUAACAUGAGGCCGCUUACAGGGCAUAAUACGAUUACUUGACGAAGCAGGUAGUACGACAAAGUACCUACUAUCCCCUUAUGCCAGGGUUGGGUACCUAGGUAGCCACCUCCCUCGUGAUUCAACGAUACGGUCGCGUAAUGGCGAAGAAGACUUAGCCCGUCACUGAAUAGUCAUCACCGGGUUGAUUCUUGGUCUGCAAGAUAAGGAUAUUCAUGCGCGGUCAGAGGGGUAACAGAAACAAUGGAGGACGCAAGCCGAGAUGAUUCGGUUUUAGUGACGUGCGAGACUUUCGUGAGUGAAUAGUGUUGACAACCCAGCUAGACGAACUUCCCAAUAGAUCUUCUCGAUAGCUCGAUAUAAGGUCACGAUUGAAGCCACUGUUAGGAUUCCAAUUUGACAAACCAACCUUGGUAUCACGACCAAUAUCACAUUGAGACUCAUCUUAGUUCAAUAACAACAAGCCGCAGUCGACGCCAACACGUUCUCCUCGCAUCAUUCACAAUGAAGUCAUCAAUUCUUCUCGCUCUCGUUCCCUUCUUCGUCGCCCUCUCCGGCGCCGUGCCUGUCGGGAACAACUUAACUCCAGCGAUUGCCAGAAGUGCCGACGAGGCCACCGAGUAUGUCACCGACAAGCGCAGCGCCGACGAGGCGACAGAAUACGUUACAGACAAGAGAAGCGCCGACGAAGCCACGGAGUACGUAACCGACAAACGUAGCGCUGACGAAGCAACCGAAUACGUCACCGAUAAACGCAGUGCCGAUGAAGCCACUGAAUACGUCACCGAUAAACGCCGCAGCGCGGACGAGGCCACGGAGUACGUGACUGAUAAACGCAGAAGCGCCGAUGAGGCGACUGAGUACGUGACGGACAAGCGCAGAAGCGCCGAUGAAGCUACGGAAUAUGUCACCGAUAAGCGCAGCGCUGAUGAGGCUACGGAGUAUGAAACCGACUAGUGGAUUCUUUCAUGGCCUGGUAGUUUUCCGGUUGUCAAAGCAAAGUCCCUCUUAUACUAGGAAAGGAUUUAUGACCGGGCUACAUCAUACUAAGCAUAUAUGUAAGGCGAAUUCUGUGGGAAGGGGUGAUGCUUCAUGAAGUUAAGCUCUGGAGUUACGUCGGGCUUUGACAACAUAGAUUAUCUAUUGAAAGGGGUACUAAGAGCAAUGGUACUUCUUCAAUUCUAGUCAAAUUAACAUGCGGCUUCUGAUUAUGGCCCUCGUUUAAUCUUGGCAUGCCCCUUAUUUCCUUUUCUUGGUUGAAAAAACUAGUGGCAAGACGUGUGACACUGGAUUUUAAAAUCACGUAUCUAUCCAGGGGAGUCAUCGUAAAGUCAAGCCCUCCUCUUGAACAUCAAAAUUUCUAGAUAUG
This is a messenger RNA of Hypoxylon trugodes, 1446 nucleotides long. RefSeq lists its product as uncharacterized. The transcript is spliced from 2 exons. The record is from RefSeq and is a predicted model, not a curated record. Bases 582 to 1034 code for a protein of 150 amino acids. Lineage: Eukaryota; Fungi; Ascomycota; Sordariomycetes; Xylariales; Hypoxylaceae.